Paramecium sonneborni is the source of this 2359-nucleotide messenger RNA. The record is from the annotation of a GenBank genome assembly. NCBI's taxonomy places the organism in Eukaryota, Ciliophora, Oligohymenophorea, Peniculida, Parameciidae.
AUGAAUUAAUAGAAUUAGUUAAAUUAAAUAGGUUAAGGUAGUAUCAUACAAGCACCUAUACAAAAUUAUGCAAAUAGAUAAUUUAAAAUAUUGUAAUUAAUUGGAAAAGGAUAAGAAGGAUAAGUUUAUAAAGCAAUUCCUAUCGAAUGGGGUGAAAAUAAAUAGGAAGUUGCUUUAAAAUUUUAAUUAAUUGCUACAUAGCACUUAAAAACAUUCUUAUAUUAAAUUAGACAUUAUCAAAAUGAAUAUGAAGUUCUAGAUUAAUCAAAUUAUUAUCCUUCAAAUGUUAUUAAAAUAUAUGAUUUUUUUGACUAUUAAUUCUAUUUUGUCACAGUAAUGGAACUAGGUUAAAUAAAUUUAUCUAAUUAUUUGAAGAUGAAUAAUUUGACACUUCAAUACAAGUAAUCAAUAUGUCUUUAAGUAAUUAAUAUAUACAAAUAUUAUUAGAUCUUAUCAUCAAUAGCAUUUUUACAUUCUUAAAAUACAUUUCAUAGAGAUAUUAAAACUGAAAAUUACAUCAUGGUUGGAUAAUAAGUAAAAUUAAUUGAUUUUGGAUCAAUAAAAACAUAAAAUGAUGGAAAAUUAAAUACAAUAUUAGUAGGUAGUAAACCAUUCUAAGCACCUGAAUUGAUUGAAGGAAAAUCUGAUUAUACAAUGGCUGUUGAUGUUUGGGCAAUAGCUUUAGUUUUUUAUGAAAUUAUUAGAGGAACACAAUUAUUCUAAGGUUUUACAAUAAUAUUUAUUAUUAGUUUCUACAUCUUUAGAAUUAGAUCAAAAAAUAAAAUAACAUAUAUAAAAUCAAACUUUUGUUUAAAAUAAAAUAGAUGAAUUAAUGAUUUCUGAUGAAUGGAAAUUAAUUAUGAAAAGAAUGCUUUAACCUAACCCAAAUGAAAGAAUAACCUCUAAAGAAGCAAAUGAAAUAUUAAUUAAAUCAAACAUGUUGGUACAUUUUAAAAUAUAAUAACCAAGUAUUAUUUCUUAAACUUAGCUAUCAUAAAAUUAAUUAUUAUAAACAUAACCUCCAAAAUAAACCUAAUUAUAAUCAUAGUCAUAAUUUAAUACAUUAUAAAUUUAAAUUUAGAAUAUGAUAUAAUCUUUAUCCUAACCAAUAAGUUUAAAUUAAUUAUAAACAUAAAAAGAAUAAUCCAUCAAAUUGUUGUCUAAUUUAAAAGAUUAAUUAAUAAUGAUAUUAAAUUAAUUAGACAGCAAUCCUAAUUAAAUAACUUUAAUUGAAGAUUCUAAAUCUAAUCUAGAUAGCUAAGGAAUAAAUAAAUAAAAUUUGAAAAAGGAAUUACCAGCAGAUCUUAAGGUUGAUUAUGAAGAAAUGAAAAAUUUAAUUUAAGAAUUUGAAGAAAAAUGUAUUUCAAUUUAAGAAGAAUAAGAAUUAAAUAAAAUAAAAAUUAAUUUAAAGCAUAAAAUAGAAAAAUUAAAAUUGCUUAUUUCAUAGUUGGAUAAUAAAUCAAAAGAUUUGGAAAAACUCUAAUUAGAGUUUGAAUCUUUGAAAUAAAAGUAGAAACUAAAUUUGUAGAUGUAAUAAUUAUAAGAGGAAUCCGAGGAAAUAAAGAAAUCUUUAAAUAAUGAUGUAAAUAAAAAAACUAUAAUUAUACUUUAAAAAGAAAAUCAAUCAUUAUAACAAUAAAUUAUAUAAUUACAAAAAUAAACAAAUACUCUAAAUUAUUAUUAGGAAUAGAAAAACAAAUAGGAAUAACUAAUUGUAGAUUUGAAUAAAAAAAUAAUAGAAGGUGAAAAUAUUGAAAAAGUAUUGAAUGAAUAAAAAAGUGAAAUAAUGAAUUUAAAAGUGGAAGAGCAAUAAUUGGAAAUGUUAAGUUAGGAAAUAAAUAAGAACGAAUAAACUAUAAUAAAACUCAACGGCAAAAUAUAAAAUUUGAAAUAAAAUUAAUAGAUAUAUGAAUAAUAAUAAAUUGAAAUAAAUCAACUUUAAGUGAAUUACUAAGACUACUUAUAAUUAGAGGAUAAGGUAAAGUAAAACAAAGAAACAAUUUUCUAAAUGAGAUCUUAGCUACGCUAAGCGAAUAUGAAUAAAGAUAACAUUUUAAAAUAAUAAACAGAAAUAAAGCAAUUAGAAAAUGAAAUUAAACCUUUAGAAGAUAUUUAAAAAAGAAUAGGAAAUUUAAAUGAAUAAAUAAAGUUUUUAAAGGAGUAAAAGAGUUUGAAAUUAGAAAAAGAAGAAGAGGAAAGGAAUUUAUUAUAAUAAAAAGAAAAGAUGGAAAAAGAAGUGAGAUAAUACUUAAAUAGUUAAGGCAACAAUUAGUUCGAAAAAGAAUAAAAAACAAAUGAGAUAACGAAAAAAUAAUAAAAUUAUUUGUACAUAAAAAAUGUUAGCCCUUAUAAUAAAUGA